AUGAAAAUCCAACUUCUCAGCGAUCUUCAUAUUGAACAUUUCGAAACGUACGAUCAUUUUCAAAACAAGUACAAGAAACUGCACGGACAUAAUUUAUGCGAGAAGGUGUAUGGAGAAGUAUUGGUGUUGGCUGGCGAUAUCGGAAAUGCUUUUCAAAGCAGUUAUUUUGAAUUCUUGAACGACGUUUCCAAAAAGUAUUCUCAUGUGAUGAUUGUUGCUGGAAAUCAUGAAUUUUAUAGCAAUGAAUAUUGGAGUUGUAAUCAACAAAUGAUCAAGGUCUGCUCUCAAUUCAAUAACGUUCAUUUCUUGGAUCGGGCAAGUAUUGAGCUUACUUCAAACAGUGGAGAGAAGAUUUUAUUUUUGGGAUGUGCUUUGUGGUCGCAAGUUCCAGACAAUGCCAAAACCAUGGUUCAAAAGUGCAUGAAUGAUUACCAUUUAAUUAAUAUUAAGGACGACAACAACAGCAAUAUGAGAACACUCACUGUAGACGACACCAAUUACUUUUUCAAUAGAGACUACAAUUUUCUGAAAGAUGCCAUUGAAAAGGAGAGAAAUACUCCUGUCACACAACAACGAAAGAUCAUUGUUGUGACUCAUCAUGCUCCAAUGACCACAGGGGUUUCUUCGCCGUAUUAUGAAAAUACUCAAGAUACAGAGACUCUAUUGAUCAACAGUGCAUUUGCCAGCGAUUUAAGGCAUUUAAUGGGAUCACCUGUAGUGUUAUGGAUUUCAGGUCACACACAUUAUUCUGCCAUUCAACAACAUAAUGGAACACAUAUUGCAAGCAAUCAAUUGGGAUACAUUUCAUUUCAGAGUGAUGAUAACGAUAAUCAUUAUCGGGAAGAUUUGUUUUUUGACACCUUACAAAAUUCUCAAUGA
Messenger RNA from Naegleria lovaniensis, 879 nucleotides. RefSeq lists its product as uncharacterized. The record is from RefSeq and is a predicted model, not a curated record. Gene Ontology annotation, molecular function: hydrolase activity. Lineage: Eukaryota; Heterolobosea; Eutetramitea; Acrasida; Naegleriidae. The transcript has 3 exons. Bases 1 to 879 code for a protein of 292 amino acids.